AUGGGGCCAGCAAUGGAGACCGCAGACAUUGCCGUUGUGGCUCUUUACUUUCUUGUUGUACUGGGUAUUGGCCUUUUGGCUAUGUGGAAGGCCAACCGCAGCACAGUCAGUGGCUACUUCCUGGCUGGACGCACGAUGAACUGGGUUUUCAUUGGAGCGUCCCUGUUUGUCAGCAACAUUGGCAGCGAGCACUUCAUUGGCCUAGCUGGGUCAGGUGCAGCAAGUGGUUUUGCUGUGGGAGCCUGGGAGUUUAAUGCCCUUCUGCUCCUUCAGCUCCUGGGCUGGAUCUUCAUCCCAGUCUACAUCCAUUCUGGGGUUUACACAAUGCCUGAGUAUCUUUCUAAGCGCUACGGCGGCAAUCGGCUCAAGGUUUACUUUGCUGGUCUCUCUCUUCUGCUCUACAUCUUCACUAAACUCUCAGUGGACUUGUACGCCGGCGCUCUCUUCAUCCAGGAAUCCCUUGGCUGGAACCUCUACUUGUCAAUCAUCCUACUCAUCUCCAUGACGGCGCUGCUGACGGUGACCGGCGGGUUGGUUGCCGUCAUCUACACAGAUGCGCUUCAAGCUGUGCUCAUGGUUGGUGGCGCUAUGAGCCUUACUAUAAUCAGUCUUGUCAAGGUUGGUGGGUUGGAUGGAGUCCGUGAGAAGUACAUGCAAGCUGUUCCCAAUGUCACAAGCAUUCUUGCAAGCUAUAACUAUACCUUUACCUACACCAAUACCUGCCGCAUCCACCCCAAGCCUGAUUCCCUCAAGCUGCUGCGAGGACCACUAGAUGAAGACAUCCCUUGGCCGGGCUUCUUGCUGGGCCAGACCCCUGCCUCUAUUUGGUACUGGUGUGCCGACCAGGUCAUCGUGCAGAGGGUCCUGGCUGCCAAGAACAUUGCCCAUGCCAAAGGUUCGACCCUCAUGGCAGGACUUCUCAAAAUCCUUCCCAUGUUUAUCAUUGUCAUUCCGGGUAUGAUUUCGCGCAUCAUGUUUGCAGAUGAACUUGCUUGUAUUGGGCCAGAGCACUGCAUGGCGGUCUGCGGCAGUCAAGCUGGUUGCUCCAACAUUGCCUACCCGCGCCUAGUGAUGAGUGUUAUGCCCGUUGGGCUGCGUGGGCUAAUGAUGGCAGUGAUGAUUGCUGCACUGAUGAGUGACCUGGACUCCAUCUUCAACAGUGCCAGCACCAUCUUCACCCUCGAUAUUUACCAGAUGGUACGCAAGCAUGCCUCAUCCCGCGAGCUUGUGGUGAUCGGCCGCCUGUUUGUAAUCUUCAUGGUGACCAUUAGCAUCGCCUGGGUGCCAGUCAUCAUUGAGAUGCAGGGUGGCCAAAUGUACCUCUACAUCCAAGAAAUGGCAGGCUACCUAACUCCACCUAUCGCUGCCCUCUUCCUGCUCGGUGUCUUCUGGAAACGCUGCAAUGAGACUGGAGCAUUUUGGGGCGGCAUGACAGGGUUCUUCUUAGGAACCUUGCGUCUGAUCCUUGGCUUUAUCUACCGUGAGCCGAAAUGUGACCAGCCAGACGAACGGCCAUUCUUCAUCACACAUAUCCAUUACAUGUAUAUUGCUGCUGGGCUGUUUUGGAUCUCUGGGCUGGUGGCUGUGGUGGUGAGUCUGUGCACUCCUCCCCCAACCGAGGACAAGGUCCGGCGUACCACUGUGUGGGGCCUUCGCAGUGUGGAGAGGAUGCCUGUGAACGAACGAGAGGAGACUUACAAGUUGACUGAAAAGAGCACUAUUCACUGCAACGGUAAUGGCGCCCUCCUGAAAGACCUGCCCCUUAACGACCAGAAACAGAAGUGCAUUGAUGGGGCCGACAUCAAGCUCCUUAUGCCGUCUGCUGGUGACCAUGACUCCAUGACCCCCAGCACAGAGUCUGCCACUCCGGUUGAGGCCAAUGGCAACGGCCAUGUAGGCCUGGGUGAAAAGAUGGUGAAGAACAAAGUCAAUAGAGAGAAGGGUAAGCUCUUUCAACUACUUGACUUGAUCUGUGGUUACAAGGACCAAGAUGCAUCGGAAACUGCACCUAGAGUUAUCGAGGAGGAUGAACGGGUGAUUGCGGAAAUGCUUUACGAACCCCCUAAAAUCAAGUGUCUGCUCAAUUUCAGCCUCCUGGUGAUCUGCUCAGUGGGAAUCUUCAUGUUUGUGUAUUUCUCUUUGUAA
Molecule: messenger RNA, 2145 nt
Organism: Chanos chanos (milkfish)
Lineage: Eukaryota; Metazoa; Chordata; Actinopteri; Gonorynchiformes; Chanidae
Gene: slc5a3b
Product: solute carrier family 5 member 3b
Exons: 1
Coding region: 1-2145 (714 amino acids)
Biological process (GO): transmembrane transport; myo-inositol transport; inositol metabolic process
Cellular component (GO): plasma membrane
Molecular function (GO): D-glucose:sodium symporter activity
Source: RefSeq, a predicted model, not a curated record